GAGAGAGAGAGAGGAGAAUCAGGAAGGAUUGCUGCUGCGAUGGCUUUGGGCUGGUACGCGAGCGGGCUGCACUCAGACGGAGGAGAGCAGAGCUGCACAGAACGCGCUCCGUUUGAUGGCACUCGGGCUGCUAUGGAAACUAAUGAUGUGAGCCGAGAUCCGGAUCAUGAACGCCGCCAGGCAGGUGUUCGAGGGUGAUGCGGAGGGUGUGUGUGAGCUGUGGCUUGGCGACCCGACCCGAGUACUGGUGACGGGGGUCAUGGGACUGCUGCUGCCCCCUGUCCGUCUCUCAGUCCACCCCUCUGCCUCCGGAGGCCCCAGGGUCCUACGUUCCCCACGGUACCAGCCUAAACCAGCCUUGUCCAGAAAACAGCACAGACGAUCUUUCUCUCACUCAGGUGGUGAUUUUCGGUCUUGCGUCUGAGGAUAAUGUCUGAGUCUUCUCUGGACACCAGAAGUUGUGACGUUAUGAAGGUUCUGGAGAGUGCUGAGCCACACCCGGCUGACUCGCCUGCGACACAUAUCGAGCCCCAACACAUGCCCCAGAACAACGGCACACACACUGCCCACCAGGAGUGUGCGACAGACCAAAGCUCCUCCCAUCAAACUCAGCUCGGCCAAUCAGCAACGAGUAUUAAACGUUCCAAGUCCAACGGCAAGUUAAAGUUAGUACGCAGCUUGGCGGUGUGCGAGGAGCCAUCUCCGCCCCCGCUCGGAGAACUGCCACACGAACAGGAUAAGAUUCAUUUCGAGCUCAGUCAGUCUUUUGAAAAAGACGAGACGUUCAUCAAAAAUGAGGACAGUGAGAAAAUCUCUGUAAAGACAGAGAAAACAGACCGACUGUCCAAGAAGACACUCUCAAGAGAUCCCAGUCAGGAAUACACAGACUCUACGGGUAUAGACCUCCAUGAGUUUCUGGUCAACACACUGAAGAACAACCCCCGGGACAGAAUGAUGCUGCUGAAACUUGAGCAAGAUAUUCUGGACUUCAUUAGUAACAUUGACAGUCAGAGGAGGAAGUUCCCCCCGAUGACAUCUUAUCACAGGAUGCUCCUCCAUCGCGUGGCGGCAUAUUUUGGGUUGGACCAUAACGUUGAUCCGACUGGGAAAUCAGUAAUCAUCAACAAAACCAGCAAUACUAGAAUACCGGAUCAAAAGUUUUCUGAUCACAUUAAAGAUGAUAAAACGGACGAUUUCCAAAAGCGGUACAUAUUAAAGAGAGAUAACUCAAGCCUGGACCAGGAGGAUGGCAGGCUGCGGAUGCGUCUUAAGGAUGAUAGACGGAGUAAAUCGAUAGAGGAGAGAGAGGAGGAGUAUCAGCGAGCCAGAGACAGGAUCUUUGCUGAAGACGGGCAAGAUCAUUUCCCGUUUGAUAAAAGAAUCCAAGAGGACAUGACUUUCAUUAACACUCAACAAAGACGGCAAAUUUUCAGAUUGAGAGACGAGCACUCGGGAAACAGUCGUCAGAGCAGCUCUGAGAACGAGUUGAAGUAUUCAGAUCCUCGGCCGUGGAGCAGCACAGAUUCGGACAGUUCCCAUAGGAACCUGAAACCCGCCAUGACCAAAGCCAACAGUUUCAGUGGCAUCAGUCUGUUGAUACGAGGAGACAGCACCGCCAGCAGCAAAAGCACGGGGAAGCUGUCCAAAACUAGUUCAGACUCCUCUUGUAGCGUAGGUUCAUCCUCCGGGUCACUCUCUCGGCCUGCUCAGCUGUCGUUACCUGCCCCUGUUCUACCCCAGCCCAGUCGGGUCUUUACCAUGGCCCCUGCGGCGCCUCUGCCUGCUGCGCCAAUCGGGGGCAACACACCAACCCAGGCUCCUCAGAGCGCGACUACUAACUCAAACAUUAUUAAUAAUGCUAGCUUCUACAUUGUUUCUCUGGAUACCACCGCCAUUCCACCAGGCAGUGUGCUACUCAAUCCACAAACAGGUCAGCCUUUUUUUAACCCUGACGGCAGCCCGGUGGUCUACAACCCUGCCAUGACGUCACAGCAGGGGCGUGGCCAACAGCCCAUGACUCUUCACCCUCCCCCUCCGCCUCUUCCUCCUCCCCCUCAACCACAGCCAGCCAAUCACCUUCUCGCACAGUCGUCUGUGCAGCCAGUGCAGUUUUCUGCGGUUUCUUGUCCUCCUCUCCUGCCUGGUGCUUUCUCUCAGCAAUACACUGUGCAACAGGAUGGUUUAAGCACCCAGUUUAGCCAGAUGAAUCUAGUUCGGCAGCCGUCAGGGGAUGCUUCGGACCCCCACAUGGGCCUCUACCCACAAUCCCUGGUGCUCCAGAACGCUCCGCCCACCGGAUACAUGCUUUCAUCAGCGGGACAGCCCAUGAGCGGACACGCCUACCCCCCGCCAACACAUGUCAAUCAACCGGUCCUUCAGCCGCAUGGAUACAUACAGCAACCCGUUCAACAGGUGUCUGCGUGUUAUUGUGCUCCGGGACAGUACUCCCACUCAACCCAACACUACAGAGCAGUGACGCCAGUACACUACAGCGCCACCCAGGGUCAGCAACUGCCACCACAACAGACAGGUUUUCAUGCGGUCAUGCCCGGUCCACCCCCCAGCUACCAGGGCAUGAUGGGAGUUCAGCAGACUCGGAACCAAUCACUGGUCAGCACUCAGGGUGGGAUGGCCAAUCAGAUGCAGAGUGUGAUGGUGCAGUACCCCACCAUGCCUCCAUAUCAGGUGUCUGUGCAGCAGGGUUCUCAGAGCGUUCCACAGGCAGCCUAUCAACAACAUAUUGUGCUGCAGGGACAGACCAAUCAGACGCCAGCACCCUCUGCCAGCAUGCAGGUGUAUUACAGCAUGAUGCCGCCAACACAACACUCUACCAUCAGUUCUACUCUUGGCUUCCUCCCCCCACCGGGUUCAGAGCAGAUGUCGUUUCCCCGAGCACUCUCCCCCUGUGGCUCUCAGCCAAUCUCAGGCCAGCAGUGCACAGGUGUUCCUCCCCUGCCCCCUGCUGGUGGAGUGGUGAUGAUGCAGUUGAGCGUUCCUCCCAUCCAGCAGCCGCGAGCUCCAUCACCACCACUGUGGAAACCAAACCGAUACUAUAAAACCAACGAACUGCCCCUGCAGGACAACACACACAAUAAUCCUCAGCAGUUGGUUAGCCCCUCCCCCUCUCCUGCUCAGUCACCCAUCCCUGCCCAUCUGGCCAAUCUAAAGGGUCCUCGUCCUGGCCCCGCCCCCUUUCCUAUCAUGCACCAGUUUUCCCGCCCUUUUGCUCCAGGCCAAGGUGAUGGCAGGUAUCCUCCUCUGAUUGGACAGCCCCUGCAGUAUAACACCCCCAUCAGACCCCCACUAAUGCACGGCUCCCAUGUUGUCAACCACCAUAAUCAUCAUCUUCAUCACCACCAGGGUCCAGUGGGUGUACGGCACGGCGGCCGCGGUCGAAGACCCCCAAAGAAAUCACUGUCUACUGACAUGAGCACAAGAGAAACGGACACCGGUCGUGUUUUGGAGGUGACAGAUCUUCCGGCUGGCAUCAGUCGAGUGGAAGCAGACUCUUUACUGGCAGAACUCGGCAAAGUUGGCGCUCUCAUAAAAUGGCUGCCCGAACCUCCGUCCCCCAGCCAAUCAGUGAGCCGCGGCGAGGGAGCGGACGUAACGAACUCUGACUCUCCCAAACUUCCCAAUCCUCAUGACCUGGCUUCCACAUACACCAUCCUGGCCUUGUUCCCUUCGAAAUACGCAGCGCAAAGCGCACUUCAAAAACUCAACAGCUCCAUCACCAAAUUCAAACUGAGAACUAGCAAGGGACAUAACGAACAGCACACGCUCGCCAGAUCCAGCUCUCAGUGAGGCCACGCCCCCUGUGCCCUAUCUCCACCGAUCACCACCAUUGCCUCUGGCUCACUUCCUGCCAUUUCAGUCACACCUUCCUGUUUUUUUUUUUCUUUUGUUUUUUUAUUGUUUUUUUUGCACCACUAUGGCUUAAUCCAAACUGGUUUGUUAUUUUCGAAUGGGGAUUUCACGUUAGUUUGUUUAAAAAAAAAUUAUAAUUAUUGCAUAAAUUUGGAAUGUUGUAGUUGAAUUGUUCUCUCACAGUUGUGAAUGAAUUUAUCUAGCUUUGUUAUUUAAAUGAAACCAAAACAAAGGCAAAUUAAACAUGUUUUGCAUAUCUUUUCGGUUCAUUUGGAAAUAGAACAGGAACUAAAUUAAACCAGAGCAUGUUUUUUUGCUUUCUUUUUUUCAUUUACAAUCAAAAAUGUGAAUAGUAGUUUCAAAGUCACACAGCAACAAAACACCCUCUGCUUUUGCCAUAUCGCUCUUACAAAACAUUGUUUUUUUAAGGAAUUUAAAGGAAAAACAAACAUUUUACAACUAAGCUAUGAUUUUUACAGUCGACAAUAAUGAUGGGACAUCUGUAAUGAGGGAACACUUCGACCUGUGCCUUCAAGCAAGGACCCAUUGUUUAUGCCGAACAACAACGACAAAGCCAGAAAAACAACAUCCAAAAUAAAACUUAAUAUAUACUGUAGCCGAAUCCAAAUAAGCAAGUCGUUUGUUCUUUGGUGGAAUGUAUUUUCGGUACUGGUUUGGCACACCAACAUGUUGACUUUUUUUUAUUUUUUAUUAUUAUUAUAAUUUUUUUUACUUAAUUUAAAUGUGGAUUGAAAUGGCGCAGCUGGCAAAUGAAAGGUUUUAUCGCUUUGUCUCUCAUUACCUGUCUUUGGGACAAUGGACGCUGUCCAUUAGGGUUUUUAAAAAUUCUUAUCUCAUUAAAAGUCACUGGAAUAAAAGUUUGCACUCUCUCACAUCUUUUCCUCUUUCUCUCUUUCGUUAUUUCUCCUGUUUUAUUUUCGUUGCGAGAUGUGUGGACUACGAAAGGCUGUAAAAUGUUUGCUGGUGCAAGUUGUUUUUAUCUCAGUUUGAAACCAAUAAAUGAUUACACACA
Myxocyprinus asiaticus (Chinese sucker) is the source of this 4900-nucleotide messenger RNA. Its product is annotated as R3H domain-containing protein 1-like. Lineage: Eukaryota; Metazoa; Chordata; Actinopteri; Cypriniformes; Catostomidae. Gene Ontology annotation, molecular function: nucleic acid binding. The coding region runs from base 430 to 3804 and encodes 1124 amino acids. The transcript has 27 exons. The record is from RefSeq and is a predicted model, not a curated record.